GUUGCGUGGUCACGUGUUGAUGGGGUUGCCUUGGUAACGGCCAAAGAAACACAAACCUCGUGGUUUCAAAUAUGGCUGCUUCUCAAAAAGUAAACAUUACCUUCAGCGAUGAUUUAGAAGAGGAAGAAGACGGCGUGACCAUGCUUGAUGUGGUUUGGGGUCAACUAAGAGAGAAGGUCGUGCUGAAGCAGCUCAUUGUGAUUGCACGGUGUAAACAAGAUCUGGCUGAGAAAGAGGAGCUGGGAGCUCAUUAUGAGAACAUGAUUUUUCGGUUAAGCAAGCAACAUAAAUGGGAUCACAUAACCGGCCUUUUGUUGAUUUAUCCACUCUACAUGCUCCAUAUCAUUGAAGCACCCAGGGAUAUUCUGACAUUCAUUUUGAGAAACUUUAAAGUUGAAGAACAACAGCCAGAAGGAGCCUUGCUGGAAGCGAAGAUUGCCUUCGUGACACAGAAACUUCAAAGCAGACUGUUCCAGCAGUGGAGCUACAAGGUGGUUAAUGUGAGCCAGGCUAGAGGAGAUGCUGUGCAGGGGAAGGCUGAUGGUGAUAAAACAACAGAGAUCCUGGUCUGUGAUGUCUUAUCAUCACUGCAGAAGCUAGGUGCACAACUGGACUUACAGAAGAAGGUUCUUCCUGGAUCAGUGCUGGACAAGAACCCACAUCUGAUCGUUCCUCAGAGAGUUCUGGAGAAACUUUUGGGUCGAGAAGAACUCCUUACUCCAGAGCAGUACCUACUUAUGUACAACUCUCCAUUAAACAUCAAAAUUGAGUUUGGAGAAACCAUGUCAAGAUCCUUUCUUUCCACCAUCUGACAUGCUGGACAAAAAUAUGAUGGUUACAGAGCUGAUCUGGAGCUGAAAAUCUUCGAUUCUGAGGUUCCACCAAAGGCUGCUGCCACUUCAAUAAAUCUUUAAUAGAUACUUUACCAACUCCUAAAAUAUA
Oryzias melastigma (Indian medaka) is the source of this 942-nucleotide messenger RNA. Its product is annotated as testis-expressed protein 47. The transcript is spliced from 9 exons. Bases 72 to 812 code for a protein of 246 amino acids. Lineage: Eukaryota; Metazoa; Chordata; Actinopteri; Beloniformes; Adrianichthyidae. The record is from RefSeq and is a predicted model, not a curated record.